Molecule: messenger RNA, 1071 nt
Organism: Kwoniella botswanensis
Lineage: Eukaryota; Fungi; Basidiomycota; Tremellomycetes; Tremellales; Cryptococcaceae
Exons: 1
Coding region: 1-1071 (356 amino acids)
Molecular function (GO): hydrolase activity
Source: RefSeq, a predicted model, not a curated record
AUGUCUACUUCCUGGAGCUAUCGACCACCAUGGUCACUCCUCCUUCAAGCCAAAGCAUUCCGUACCGCCGCCUCGCUAGGAAUCGGAACGCAGAAUUAUCUCUCUUCCAAUGGGUCAUUUGAAAGUACAGUAGAGUGGAUAGAUAGUAUUUUGGGAAUCAAGCAGGCUAAGGAUGCAAUACGACUAGAUAUAUACAACAAAUCCUCUUCUACUUCUACUAAUUCGUCGACUGACCGGUCUAAUAGCAGUGCAUGCGAAGGGGCAAGCGAUUUACGACCCGGUCUAAUCAUAUUUCACGGAGGUGGAUUCGUGAUAGGAUCAGGAUCAGACGAUAUCAUAUUCGCUCAACAAUCAAUCGACCAACUGGGUGCAGUGGCUAUAGGCGUAUCCUAUCGACUUGCUCCGGAGCACCCGUUCCCCAUCCCUGUGGAAGAUUGCGUUUCAGCCAUCAUACAUAUAUACAACCACGCCCAGAAAUAUGGGAUAGAUAAGGAUAAAUUGAUAGUUGCUGGAUUUUCAGCAGGUGGGAAUUUAGCGUUAUCUUCUCAACAUAUCCUCAAUACCUUCUCCCCUAAUACCGCAACUGACACCACCACGCCAGCAGAAGAUGGAUAUGCUAUUCCUGAUGGGAUGGAAAUACCCAAGAUUAAAGGACUGAUCUUAAUAUAUCCUUCAUUAAACUGGACAAUCUCAAGAGAAGAGAAAACUCAUAAUUUGCCUGAUCCAAAUCACGCUUUGCCGCAGUCCAUGACUAGACUAUUCGACUUAUCUUAUUUCCCCAAAGAAUUAGGAUAUGAUAGAGCAGAUUAUAGGUUAUCUCCUGGUAUAGCUCCUGAUGAACUUAUAGAGAAAUUACCACCGGUGUGUAUGACGGUGUGCGAAUAUGAUAUGCUCAGAGCGGAAGGAAUGGAUCUCGUAGAUAGGUUGCAGAAGAUGGGGAAGGAUGUAGAUUGGAAUGAGAUCAAGGGAGAAAAACAUGGUUGGGAUAAACCGCCGCCUUUGUAUCCUAAGGACAGUGUAGGAAGGGAAUAUAAGAGGAUUUUUGAAGUGGCUAAGAAGUGGUCGGAAUAG